Messenger RNA from Brassica rapa (field mustard), 1907 nucleotides. Its product is annotated as protein ALP1-like. The record is from RefSeq and is a predicted model, not a curated record. Lineage: Eukaryota; Viridiplantae; Streptophyta; Magnoliopsida; Brassicales; Brassicaceae.
AUGUCUGAAACCAGAACCAUCGAAAUUCAAACACUUGGGAGCUUUCAAGUUUGAUUUCACAUCUAAACAUAAAGUCAAACACUUUUCAAACCCAAAAAAAAACAUUCGUCAAAAUCUGGAUCCUCCUUUAAUGGAAAUAUCUGCUUUCCCAUUUCCAUACCUACAAGACGACGAGUGUUCCCAUUUCCUCGGUCUAUUUCAGGACAUGGACUCUCCUCCUUCUGACUUCGGGUUCGAAGGUUUUGGUAACGACAGCAGUAAGAAACGACCAAGAAAGGAAGACGAAGAAGGAGCUGGAGCUGUGAAUGGUAGUAGUAACAAGCCUGCCUUUGGAGAUAUACUCGCGACGCUUUUGCUAUUGGACGAGGAAGCUAAGCAUCAGCAAGAGCAGUGGGACUUUGAAUCCAAUCGAGAGAAGUCUCUUCUCGAAGCUAAUCACAGGGAGAAAGUGAGAGCAAUGGAUGGUUAUUACAAUCAAUUGCAAGGUCAUUACAAUACAGAUGUUACUCCUCCAAAACGUGCACGAAGAUCAGCAGUUGCUGCUGUUGUCGCCGCGGUUGCUUCCGGUGAGGAAGCAACCGCCGCUCCGGUUCAGGCGACUGAUAUCGCUAGCGGUUCCGGGACGAGUCAUAGGAGGCUGUGGGUGAAGGAGCGCACGACGGACUGGUGGGACAGAGUGAGCAGCCCUGAUUUUCCGGAGGAAGAGUUCCGGCGAGAGUUUCGGAUGAGCAAAUCGACGUUUAAUCUGAUAUGCGAUGAGCUGGACGCGACGGUUACGAAGAAAAACACGAUGCUCCGCGACGCGAUUCCAGCUCCGAAACGCGUCGGCGUUUGCGUCUGGCGUUUAGCUACUGGAGCUCCGCUGCGCCACGUGUCGGAGCGGUUCGGGCUCGGGAUCUCCACCUGCCACAAGCUGGUCAUCGAGGUCUGCCGCGCGAUUUACGACGUCCUGAUGCCGAAGUACCUCCGCUGGCCGUCGGAUUCGGAGAUCCGAUCGACUAAAGAAAAAUUCGAAUCGGUUCAUAAAAUCCCAGACGUCGUGGGUUCGAUCUACACCACGCACAUCCCCAUCAUCGCUCCGAAAGUCCACGUGGCGGCGUAUUUUAACAAGAGGCACACGGAGAGGAACCAGAAGACGUCGUACUCGAUCACAGUCCAGGGAGUGGUCAACGCUGAGGGGAUCUUCACCGACGUCUGCAUCGGGAACCCCGGAUCACUAACCGACGAUCAGAUCCUCGAGAAAUCGUCGCUCGCGAGGCAGCGCGCCGCGCGCGGGAUGCUUCGCGACGGCUGGGUCGUCGGGAACGCGGGGUUCCCGUUGACGGAUUGGCUUUUGGUGCCGUACGCGAGGCAGAAUCUGACGUGGACGCAGCAUGGGUUUAAUGAGAAUAUCGGAGGGAUUCAGAAGAUCGCGGUGGAGGCGUUCGAGAGGCUGAAAGGACGGUGGGCUUGUCUGCAGAAGAGGACGGAGGUUAAGCUUCAGGAUCUACCUUAUGUGUUGGGUGCUUGUUGUGUGUUGCAUAAUAUCUGUGAGAUGAGGAAUGAGGAGAUGGCGCCGGAGUUGAAGUUCGAUGUGUUUGAUGAUGUGACUGUGCCUGAGACUAAUAUCAGAUCUGCGACUGCGUCUAACAAGAGGGAUCAGAUCUCUCACAAUCUCUUGCAUCGUGGCUUGGCCGGGACGAGGACUCUCUAGCUGAAUGGACUGUGUUUUUCUCUUUGAACUGAUUUUUUAUUGCAAAAUUCUUUUUCCAGAUUAGGAAUAAACAGAAGUGUUUUCGGUAAUACUUAGAUGAGAUUGGAUACAGAAAGGAUAGUGGACUUGAGUUGUUUUUGUUUGUAAUACCAUUAGCAUUGUGUAAUCUAUAGUUUAUGUAUUCUCUAUAAAUUGAAUUUGAAAGUUCCAAGGA